CUAACUUCGAUGGUGGCAAGACGUGUGCUUCUGCUGGCUUAUCCCUCCUCCUCGCCAUCACCGAUUCUCCAGCCCCUCUUGCGCCAUCGUACCAAGUGCAAAGCAGAAGCUCCGCUUCGCUUGUCAUUUCUUUUGCCUCUUGGUGCUUGUAUUGUCUAUUGCAUCGGUUACAUUGCUGCCUUCUUUAUCCCAGAUCGCCCGUGUAAUUUGCGACACCACUCAAGCGCUGCAGCGACAUGAACUUCUUUGACAGCGAGCUUUCUCUUCCCAAAAUACGAGAUGAGCUAGUUAGAUUAGAGGACAGUAUUAUUUUUGCAAUGAUCGAGCGGGCCCAAUUUGCUCAGAACACCAAUAUUUAUAAGAAAGGACAUUUUAAAGUUGACGGAUUCAAUGGAUCGUUUCUGGAGUAUCUUUUGCAAGAAAUCGAAGGGGUGCAUGCCAAAGUUCGAAGAUAUACUAGUCCAGAUGAGUAUCCUUUCAGCAAGAACCUUCCUGACCCCAUCCUUCCUCCGCUUCAAUACCCACAAGUUCUCGCUCCCAACAACAUCAACUACAAUGAAAAGCUUAUGCACAUCUACAUCAACAACAUUGUUCCUAUUAUUUGCAAACCCGGCGAUGAUUCAAAUUACGGUUCGGCCGCCACUAAAGAUGUUGAGGCCUUGCAGAUAUUAUCGAGAAGAAUACACUUCGGCAAGUUUGUAGCUGAAGCAAAAUUUAAAGAUGCGAAAGAUCACGACCAAUAUGUAAGUCUCAUCAAGGCAAGAGAUCGUGAAGGCAUAAUGCAACUGUUGACCAAUCACGCGGUGGAGGAGAAACUGCUUCGCCGCUUGAGACGAAAGGCUUUGGUCUACGGGCAAGAGAUUGACGACGAUGCCGGUGAUGCAACGUCAGGGCAGCAGACCAAGGGCCAGGGACAGCCACGAAUUCCGCACGAUGUAGUGGCAGAUAUGUAUGAAAAGUACGUGAUCCCGCUUACCAAAGAGGUAGAAGUAGAAUAUCUCCUCCACCGGCUAGAUUAUGGGAACUUCCAAACCAAGGGAUUAACCCGAAAUGGGACACAAUGACAUAUCGAACCUGUGGAAGCAAGGAAAUUCUUGUAACAUCCGUGUUUCACAUCUCACCGUUGGGAGAUAGCUGGCCUGACCGUAAAUGACGAUAACAGACGUAAACAGUGGGAACGGCAUA
Messenger RNA from Spizellomyces punctatus DAOM BR117, 1185 nucleotides. Its product is annotated as chorismate mutase. The record is from RefSeq and is a predicted model, not a curated record. Gene Ontology annotation, molecular function: chorismate mutase activity. Gene Ontology annotation, biological process: aromatic amino acid biosynthetic process; chorismate metabolic process. The transcript is spliced from 6 exons. NCBI's taxonomy places the organism in Eukaryota, Fungi, Chytridiomycota, Chytridiomycetes, Spizellomycetales, Spizellomycetaceae. Gene Ontology annotation, cellular component: cytoplasm. The coding region runs from base 237 to 1064 and encodes 275 amino acids.